Molecule: messenger RNA, 1226 nt
Organism: Caenorhabditis elegans
Lineage: Eukaryota; Metazoa; Nematoda; Chromadorea; Rhabditida; Rhabditidae
Gene: ncs-7
Product: EF-hand domain-containing protein
Exons: 6
Coding region: 344-1063 (239 amino acids)
Molecular function (GO): calcium ion binding
Source: RefSeq, marked reviewed
GGGUCCCCCCGCUGCUACGACAUCUCAUUCAAGUCACUGAGAUGAAUUUCCAAUGUCUAUGAAAUGUGAAGAGUGACGAUGGCGUUUACUCCCUCCCCGACCAUCGCCACUAGGCACCAGACUUAGUCUUCUUCUCGUUCGACAGCUUCCUUCCCCUCCAUCCCCUUCAUUUUUUGUGUUAACUUAGACUCUAGACUCCACUCAACAUUUUCGUUUUAUUGUUCUUCUCUUCUUCUCUCGAACCAAACCCAUAAGCUUUUCAAAUUUCGUUAGUCUUACAUCUCUACUCUCUACUCCACUUAUUCUUCAUCCUGUCGUUCAUUUAUCAAGUAAAGUUUCGAUUAUGAUCGGCACCGCCUCAUGUACCAGACCACUGCAUCAAGCGUUGAUCCCGUUAGCGAUCAGUGUUCCACCUGCUGCACUUUUUAUAAGCGGGAAGACGGGACGGGCUGAGAUGGAAGAAGAAUUGGACACACAGCCUGCAAUAGAAAGGCAAACACCGCCAAGCAUCGAUUACUUGAUUGAAAUCACUAAUUUUUCCAAACGGGAGAUUCAACAAUUGUAUAGAUCGUUCAAGGAGUUAUGGCCAAUUGGAACUGUCGACUUAGAGCAAUUUCAGUUAAUUUAUGCGAGUAUAUUUCCAAAUGGAGACUCAAAAGGUUACGCGGAACUUGUCUUCAAAAAUAUUGAUCAAAACCGAGUGGGUACUGUGACUUUUUUGGAUUUCAUCACAAACUACUCCAAAAUUGCAAAAGGGACACUUGACGAACGACUCGACUGGAUAUUCACUCUCUAUGACACCAAUCGAUGCGGUUUCCUAGCUUACAACGAGAUUUUCCAUGUUGUGAAAUCGAUGUAUCAGAUGAUGGACUCGUCACUGAAGCCAGCUGUUCUUGCGACCAUAUGUCGGCAACAUGUUAAAAUUGUGUUCAAGAACCUCAACAUUGCAAAUAACGGAAAAGUUUCCAAAGCCGAAUUUCUUCAACGAUGCCGUUCCGAUUCAGACAUUUUAGCAUCGAUGGAGUUGUUUGGCUCAUUCUCAAGCGGAUUAUUAAAUAUCUAGCCUUUCCUGAUAUUUUGUUUGUAUUUUUUUGUUAUCACCCACGUUUCCUUAUUAUCUAUCAGCAACAUUACCAAACCUCUUUCCUUCUCCUUCGUUGUGAAUCUCAUAAUCAUUUCUAUGAAAUUGUGAAUAUUGCCUAUCGAAAAGUAAAAGUUCAAAAGUU